Bemisia tabaci is the source of this 544-nucleotide messenger RNA. The record is from RefSeq and is a predicted model, not a curated record. Lineage: Eukaryota; Metazoa; Arthropoda; Insecta; Hemiptera; Aleyrodidae.
UCAUAUAAAGUAUAGAAUUACUGCGACCCCGUCAAACACGAUUUAAACGACAAGUUCUGCUCGUCGCGAAAUUUCGUUUUGCUCCAUCAUGAAAGUAGCGUUGUUUUGUAUCUCCGUAGUGAGUAUAGUUCUGGUCGUUUCUGACAUCUCUGCAGGUGCGGAUUGUAUCUGGUCAGCAAAUAUCUAUGUGCCCGGCAAAAAGGUACAAUUCAUCGGGAACGAUGGAAAUUUUUUGGGCACCGAAUCAUGCCGGAAUUUACGAGGUAAUUUUGCCGGCUAUCGCGAAAUUGGAAGCCCUGAGCACUGUCUAAUGCUUUACGAAAGAUCGAACUGCGAUAAAAACGGUCCGAAACUUAAAAUGCCCGCCAAAACAAAAUGGAAUUGGGACCUGAAGCGCAAGGACCGACCACAAUCUCUUGGAUGUUGCUGAGUUUCAUUUCGUCGGUGAAACUGUAGACCGGUUUUAUUUUUAAUUAUUGAUUUCAUUUACUUAUGGAUUGAUGUAAUUUCACUUUUAAGUAAUUAAACAACUUGAUCUUUAUGA